AUGGUCGUCCAGUUCUGCGACGAUUGUGGUAACCUUCUGGAUGAAUCAUCCGAUGACACUCUUAGAUACAUGGCAAUACACCAUGCGCAGGUAUCCACAUCGGAGAACUUCCCUUCCAGGCUCAGGAACAGACUGAAAUCGAAUACGCAAGAGGUGACUUAUAAAACUAUUGGAAAGGGUCCCUCUAUUGAUAUGGCAUGUGCCAAAUGUCCUUCUAGGGAGGUGACCUAUGCCCAGGUUCAGUUGCGGGGUGCAGACGAGGGAAGUACUAUCUUCUAUACCUGUGCUAGAUGUGGACAUAGAUGGCAGGAGGAUAAUUGA
Aspergillus tubingensis is the source of this 321-nucleotide messenger RNA. Its product is annotated as transcription factor S-II-domain-containing protein. Gene Ontology annotation, biological process: DNA-templated transcription; termination of RNA polymerase I transcription. Gene Ontology annotation, cellular component: RNA polymerase I complex. Bases 1 to 321 code for a protein of 106 amino acids. Lineage: Eukaryota; Fungi; Ascomycota; Eurotiomycetes; Eurotiales; Aspergillaceae. Gene Ontology annotation, molecular function: nucleic acid binding; DNA-directed RNA polymerase activity; zinc ion binding. The transcript has 3 exons. The record is from RefSeq and is a predicted model, not a curated record.